This is a messenger RNA of Postia placenta MAD-698-R-SB12, 1405 nucleotides long. RefSeq lists its product as hypothetical. Lineage: Eukaryota; Fungi; Basidiomycota; Agaricomycetes; Polyporales; Adustoporiaceae. The coding region runs from base 1 to 1266 and encodes 421 amino acids. The record is from RefSeq and is a predicted model, not a curated record. Gene Ontology annotation, molecular function: acyltransferase activity. Gene Ontology annotation, cellular component: endomembrane system. The transcript has 6 exons.
AUGGCUGCCUCCGCAGGACUCCACGCUGCCGAGAUCAGGUUACGCCCACCGCGGACGUGGUGGCAGACCCUCCAUGGCGUCGCCUUCCUGCUUGUGUUCUUGUUCGGCUGCGUCAUGAUCAACGGCUCGCAGAUCGUGUUUCUGGCGCCCCUGAAGCUGCUGCCGUUCGCCUGGGCGGGCAAGGUGUACUACGAGGGCAUACGGUACAGCAAGGCGGCGUUCGGGACGCUUUUGAUCCUGGCGAGCCAGUGGUUUGCGCCCACCAAGCUGGUGGUGACAUUUGAGCAGGAUGCGGAAGGACGGUUCACGGAUGAGCAAAUACAGGAAAUCGUCCAGCGAGAUCCUGCAGGCAAAGUUGUAGGGCUGGACCUCCCGCAAAGGGCCGUCCUCAUAGCAAACCACCAGGUCUAUGCAGACUGGUGGUACGCAUGGUCGCUGACGUACUACAUGAGAACGUACGCGGACGUGUUCAUCGUCCUGAAGGAGAGUCUCAAGUGGGUGCCCAUGCUUGGCUGGGGCAUGCGCUUCUACAACUUCAUCUUCCUGAAGCGUUCGUGGGCCUCAGAUCGGCUGCACCUGGCAGCUAGCCUGUCGUGGCUGGGGCAGCGAGCAGAGCGGGAGGACUCGCCCCUCACGUUCAUCCUGUAUCCGGAAGGCACCCUGGUGAGUAAAGACACAAGGCCGCUGAGCAAGAAGUAUGCGGACAAGAUUGGUAUACCGGACACGCUCCAUACACUCCUGCCCCGCUCGACAGGCUUACACUACUCCCUGAGAUCGCUGGCACCGCGCAUUCCUAGCUUGCAGCUCAUUGACAUCACCAUGGCAUACCCAGGAAUCCCACCCUUCGGGUAUGGUCAAGACUACUACACCCUGCGGUCAAUAUUCUUCGAUGGCAUACCUCCACCUACGGUCCGCAUGCACAUCAAGACGUUCGACGUCGCCAAGGAAGUUCCGAUAGGCGACGUCUCGGCCAGCAUUUCUAAUGGCCAUCCUAACGGUGCUUCGAACGGUAGACCCAAGGAGCACACAACCGAGAUCGACAUGCCCGAGAUGGAGCGGGAGAAGUUCGAGCUCUGGCUGCGUAAUCUAUGGCAGCACAAGGAUACGCUGAUCGCCAAGUUCCUUGACACAGGAUCUUUCGUCGAGCAGUCUAGGCCGCAGCUCGAGAUACCGCUUCAGAUACGGACCUCGCGUGAGAUCUUGGAUGCAUUCUGCUUCUGCAUGCCGGUGGUGGUGUUCCUGGCUUGGCUGAAGUUGCGACAGUGACCGAUGCAGGUGGGAGCGACACGGACUUCAUUUGUUGUACCUUUGUGUGUGUUGUGUGUGUGUAGUUCGUGAUGUUGUUAUCCUUAGCACUUGCAUGUACCUAACGUAUAGUGUCGUCGUUGAUUCAUGCUACCGUCGG